Molecule: messenger RNA, 996 nt
Organism: Gaeumannomyces tritici R3-111a-1
Lineage: Eukaryota; Fungi; Ascomycota; Sordariomycetes; Magnaporthales; Magnaporthaceae
Exons: 3
Coding region: 1-996 (331 amino acids)
Biological process (GO): protein N-linked glycosylation
Cellular component (GO): mannan polymerase complex; Golgi membrane
Molecular function (GO): alpha-1,6-mannosyltransferase activity
Source: RefSeq, a predicted model, not a curated record
AUGCACCUGCCGUACCCGUCCAGGAAGGACUCCAACGCCGCGCGGUACGCGCCGGCGCGGCGGGGGCCCGGCUCCGGGCCAGCGCGGUUCGUGCCGCCGAUACUGCGGAGGAUGCGGCUGCGGGGUGGCGUGGCGCUCGUGGCGCUCGUGCUGGGCGUGCUGUACGUCGGGUCGCUGCUGAGGACGGGCGGCUUAGGCGGGCGAGGAGGAGGCAGUGGCGCCUAUGCGGAGCACGUCCCGACGGGCAGCCCGCCCGCCGUCAUCGUGACGGUGUUCGAGGACGGCGGCAAGUUCAGCAAGGCGUACCUGCAGAACGUCAAGGACAACAGGAUAUUAUACGCCAAGAAGCACGGCUACGAGACCUUCUUCCCCACAGUGUCCGAGUACGACCUCGGCGGGUCGCCGGCGUCGUGGGUCAAGGUGGUGGCGAUGCGGCACGCGCUGUCCAAGUUCCCCGACGCCAGCUUCGUCUGGUUCCUGGACCAGGACUCGCUCAUCAUGACGGGCGACGUGGGCGUCGAGACGGCACUCAUGGAGCCGGCGGCGCUCGACAAGGUCAUGAUCAAGGACCACCCCGUCGUGCCGCCCGACAGCAUCAUCAAGACGUUUGCGCACCUCAAGCCCGCCGACGUCGACCUGGUGCUCACGCAGGACAAGGACGGCCUGAGCGUCGGCAGCUUCAUCCUGCGCAACGGCGAGUGGGCCCGCUUCUUCCUCGAGACGUGGUACGACCCGAUAUACCGGAGCUACAACUUUCAGAAGGCCGAGGCGCACGCGCUGGAACACAUCGUCCAGUGGCACCCCACGAUCCUCUCGAAGCUGGCCGUCGUGCCGCAGCGGUACAUCAACGCCUACAGCAGCGGCGACGCCAGCGCCGAGUUCAAGCCCGGCGACGUCGCCGUCCGCUUCAACACGUGCAUGAAGACGGGACCGGCGGCCUGCGAGGCCGAGGCGGACAAGUAUAACAAGCAGUGGCGCAGCAACUUCAAGUCAUGA